AGUCUGAGGCGAGUGUUAAGUUCCUUUUAUACCAUUCUUUUCAGAGAAGAUACGAGGCUACAUAUUUUCCAUGAUACGUUUCAUUCCUUGAAUUUUGGAAACAAUGAAGAUCCAAGACCGAGACAAAAUGAAUUUUUCUUUUAUCUGCAUCGACUACUUUUGUUCAGGUAUUUGACUGAACGUGAUACAGAGGGACUUCCAGAAACAUCUCCAUUCAACAAAACAAACCGUCUGGCUCAGUUCAAAUCAGAUUAUUCCUUAACCCCUGAAACCGAUCCAUCAAAUCUAAUGUCAACAUUUUCAAGCAAUAAGCAAACCUGUAAGCUUGCACCAAAAUCAAUUGAAAUAUUGGAGAAAACGGAGAAAAAUUGCGACAGGAAUUUUCCGUUUUCAACAACACAAUAUUUUUAA
Molecule: messenger RNA, 411 nt
Organism: Eurytemora carolleeae
Lineage: Eukaryota; Metazoa; Arthropoda; Copepoda; Calanoida; Temoridae
Exons: 5
Source: RefSeq, a predicted model, not a curated record